AUGGGGGUCCCUCCAUCUCGGGAUACUACUUUUGGGACUUUUCCGCCCACCGCGGAUGAAAGUCAGAUAACAACCACUAUCAGGGGCGCUACAGCAGCCAGAAGCCCCGGAAAGACUGGGCCAAGCCCCUUCCAGAUCCUCUGGUUUGGUCGGCCCUUAGUGCCCUUGGUGCCGCGUGCCAGCCCUGACAGCCGCGAGCAAGGUCAUUAUUACCUCGCACACAGGCGCGUUUCAGAGUCAGCGACUGGUGAAUACCCAGGGUCUCCGGGCUAUUGGACCACCGAGAAGUGUAACCCCAACUUGAGAUUGUUGAAGGCAAGCUUCCAAGAAAAGAAAACCCAGAAUGGCAGGGACAAGCCCCUCCAGGCCACUUUAAAUUUCAUCACAGUAGAGUCCUGGGCGGAGAGUGAAGAUCCUGGGGAGUCGUCUCUCAGACCCAGCCCCCGGCCAUCAGCCAAUCACCAGGCGCCAUGCAAAUCACCUCUUCCGUUCUCUAAACCCGCGUCAGCCGCAGCGGCUGCUCUGGCGGCCCCGCCCCAGCCUCAUUUCCUCCGCUCCCCUCCCCUUCCCUCCUUCGCCCCCGCCCGAGCAGCUGCCGGGGAAGAGGGCAGUGCUGGGUGCCUCAUGCAUAUGCAGACCGAUCCUCCUCCUCCCUCCACCUCCUGCCCCCUCCUGCCGCCUCCUCCCGUUUCCCCUGCCGCGCCCGCGCUCCUGGACGUGCAGUUCUCCGAGCUCUGGUCCCGAGCAGCUGUUUCUCAGAAGAAGGCCUACGUGCGCUCUUGGAGCAGACGAGGGAAAGGGAGGAAGGCUCUACCCUUAAAAUCCUCUCGAAGGUCAAGUUUGAGGCUUGCCGAACGGAGGAGAAAAGUGUCGAAAAAUGCCGCUACAGGGUUUGCGGGAAGGUUCUGCACGGAGACUGAGUUGGAAAUGCCUUUCUCCCCCUAAACACCAGAUUAAUUUCUCUGAAACACACAGUGUAUUGGUCACGUCCAAAGGAUGAUGAUAGAUGGUUUUGUAAGCCCAGAGUACAGUGUGCAUUUGUCUUGUAUAUCAAGGCUACAACGAAACCACGAAGAACUGGAGAGGAGAUCAGCCAGCGUUAGAUCUGCUUAAUAGGAGCGGGGAGAGCGAGUGAGGAGUGGAGAUGGGGGCGGGGCGAGUGGUGGCCCAAGACCUGCUGCAGGUGGGCUGUUCCCUG
Molecule: messenger RNA, 1198 nt
Organism: Mandrillus leucophaeus (drill)
Lineage: Eukaryota; Metazoa; Chordata; Mammalia; Primates; Cercopithecidae
Product: formin-like protein 6
Exons: 5
Coding region: 1-945 (314 amino acids)
Source: RefSeq, a predicted model, not a curated record